AAAACAAAAGAAAGACCCACAGUGCUCAGCGUUGGCAGAGACGGAACCUCCAUGUAAUACAGGACUUCAUUGACUUCAUUUGCUCUGUUAACCGGCUCAGGACAGAGAAGGAUCUACACUACUUCACCUACUAUAAUUUUUUGGCACAAUCAAUUGACCCGUUUGGUCAAUUUACCUACUUGGAUUACUCAAACUCAAAGCAUUUUCCCACAUUGAUCUACAUGCUUCACGACCCUCCUCUAUAGACUGAAUAGAUCUGAACCAUGUGGAGUGGUCCUUCUACUGUCCUCUCAUGUGUCCUGCUGCUCAUGUGGAGCCAGACCCGGACCCAGGCCUGCCAGGGGGACGAGCUGCCUCGUGAGGUGGUGCUGGACUGGUUGAAACAGCGCCUCCUGGAUGGGUUAGGGAUGGAGCAGCCCCCUGAGCCCAGCCUCCAGGCCCAUGACGGGGGCAGAGAGAGAACAGAGGUGGUGCGAGGUCACCGGAGAUCCACCAGGGUAGGGAGGGCAGCCUGGGCCCAGGACCACAGGAGGCAUCACCAGGAGAGCCAAGAGCAAGUCAUCCUCUUCCCCAGCUCUGACUCUACCUGUCAUAGCUCAGACUCUCCAUCAGAGGAGAGAGCCACCAGACACUUCACCUACUACUUCCAAUCCUCCCUAAACAACCAAGAGUCCGCCAUCACCUCGGCCAAUUUCUGGUUCUACGCCGGCGAGGGGGCCAGCAGGAACACCACCCCGCUCUACAUCCUCACGUCAGACCAACAGCUCCUCCAGGUGGCAGAGUCUCCGGCCAAGACCACCGCUGAUGGCUGGACCACCUACCGCCUCGAGCGCCACCUCCUCACCGCCCUGACCCAAGGCCCCUUCGCGCUCCAGGUGCGCUGCCCCGCCUGCGAAUGCCACGCGAACGAAGCCGACAAAAUGCCAUUCCUCCACCUGCAUGCCCGACUUCACGGCCCAGACCGCUCCCCACGGCGAGCAGCCGCCACCAUCCCCUGGUCCCCGUCGGCCAUCGACCUCCUGAUGAGGCCAUCGCAGGAGAAGCCAGAGUACAGCGACUGUCAGCGGGAAGAGAUCAACAUCUCGUUCCAGGAGCUGGGCUGGGACAACUGGAUCGUUCACCCAAAGUUUCUCAACUUCUACUACUGUCAUGGGACCUGUUCGGCUUUGGACCGCACCACUGCUAUGCUGGGGAUCAAACAGUGCUGCGCUCCAGUCCCCGGGACCAUGAAGUCACUACGGUUCACCACUACGUCUGACGGGGGGUACUCCUUUAAAUACGAGACCCUGCCCAACAUCAUACCAGAGGAGUGCACCUGUAUCUAGGCCUAAAACCUCAGAUGGGCUCAGUUUUUCCAAGUAAGAUUCAUUGUUAUGCUGGUGGUCUAGGCCAGGGCAACUUUGACCUUUUUAUUUUUAAAGUGUCUUUGGAGAACUCGACACCUAGGCUAGACUUAUAACUGAUAGGCCUACGUUUGUCAUGCACCAAGACUAGAGCAAAAUAAAGUUUGUUAUUGAUACAGCUACACAAUACAUUGAAA
Coregonus clupeaformis (lake whitefish) is the source of this 1540-nucleotide messenger RNA. RefSeq names its product inhibin subunit alpha (gene inha). The record is from RefSeq and is a predicted model, not a curated record. The transcript is spliced from 2 exons. Gene Ontology annotation, molecular function: growth factor activity; cytokine activity. Gene Ontology annotation, biological process: SMAD protein signal transduction. Bases 264 to 1325 code for a protein of 353 amino acids. Gene Ontology annotation, cellular component: extracellular region. NCBI's taxonomy places the organism in Eukaryota, Metazoa, Chordata, Actinopteri, Salmoniformes, Salmonidae.